AUCUGGAGCCGCUGCUGCUGGUGGCCACUGUCAGGGCGCGAGCAGCGGAGCGCACACAAGGCUGGAGAAAGCCGCUGCCUCCGCACAUGGGCCGGCCUCGCCACCGCCCCUAGCUUCGGCACCCGGGGUCUUGCAGCCCCUACGCUGCUUUGGCCACUGGACCAGUCAUGUCUCUCAGCGGAGCCUCGGAGCGUAGCGUCCCGGCCACCAAGAUUGAAAUUACUGUGUCGUGCCGGAAUCUGCUAGACCUGGAUACAUUCUCCAAGUCGGACCCCAUGGUGGUGCUUCACACGCAGAGCCGGGCCAGCCAGGAGUGGCGGGAGUUCGGACGAACGGAGGUGAUUGACAACACACUGAAUCCAGACUUCGUGCGCAAAUUCGUUCUCGACUAUUUCUUUGAGGAAAAGCAAAAUCUCCGCUUCGAUGUGUACAACGUCGACUCUAAAGCCAAUAUCUCCAAACCGAAGGAUUUCCUGGGACAAGCAUUCCUGGCCCUGGGAGAGGUGAUUGGAGGCCAGGGCAGCCGUGUGGAGCGACCUCUUACGGGUGUGCCAGGCAAGAAGUGUGGGACCAUACUGCUGACCGCUGAGGAGCUGAGCAACUGCAGGGACAUUGCCACCAUGCAGCUGUGUGCAAACAAGCUGGACAAAAAGGACUUCUUUGGGAAGUCAGACCCUUUCCUUGUGUUCUACAGGAGCAAUGAAGAUGGCACGUUCACCAUCUGCCACAAGACAGAGGUUGUGAAAAAUACACUGAACCCAGUAUGGCAGCCCUUCAGCAUCCCUGUGCGGGCACUGUGCAACGGAGACUAUGACAGAACAGUGAAGAUCGACGUAUAUGACUGGGACAGAGAUGGAAGCCAUGACUUCAUUGGCGAGUUCACAACCAGCUACCGGGAGCUGAGCAAGGCCCAGAAUCAGUUCACAGUGUACGAGGUACUUAACCCUCGGAAGAAAUGCAAGAAGAAGAAAUAUACCAACUCGGGGACCGUGACGCUCCUUUCCUUCUCUGUGGACUCAGAAUUCACUUUUGUGGAUUACAUCAAGGGAGGGACACAGCUGAACUUCACGGUAGCUAUUGACUUCACUGCUUCCAAUGGGAAUCCCCUGCAGCCUACAUCACUGCACUACAUGAGUCCCUACCAACUCAGCGCUUAUGCCAUGGCCCUCAAGGCAGUGGGAGAGAUCAUCCAGGACUACGACAGUGACAAGCUCUUCCCGGCCUAUGGUUUUGGGGCCAAGCUGCCCCCAGAGGGGCGGAUCUCCCACCAGUUCCCCCUGAACAAUAAUGAUGAAGACCCCAACUGUGCAGGCAUUGAGGGCGUGCUAGAGAGUUACUUCCAGAGUCUGCGCACAGUGCAGCUCUAUGGGCCCACUUACUUUGCACCUGUCAUCAACCAGGUGGCCAGGGCUGCAGCCAAAAUCUCGGAUGGUUCCCAGUACUACGUUCUGCUCAUUAUCACUGACGGCGUCAUCUCCGACAUGACACAGACCAAAGAGGCCAUCGUCAGUGCCUCCUCACUGCCCAUGUCUAUAAUUAUCGUUGGGGUUGGACCUGCCAUGUUUGAGGCAAUGGAAGAACUGGAUGGUGAUGAUGUACGCGUAUCCUCCAGGGGACGCUAUGCAGAGCGGGACAUCGUUCAGUUUGUCCCAUUCCGAGAUUAUGUUGACCGAUCGGGGAACCAGGUGCUGAGCAUGGCACGACUGGCCAAGGAUGUUCUAGCUGAGAUUCCUGAGCAGCUGCUGUCCUAUAUGCGCACCAGGGACAUCCAGCCUCGACCUCCUCCCGCUGCGAGCCCCAACCCAACCUCAGCCCCACAACAGCCCUGAGGACUUCACAUAUCCAAUGCUUAGCAGUCUGCUUACCUGUCUACCCACUGCUGGAAGCUAAAGGCACCUGGAGUUCUGAACCUCACCAGGAGGGCCAUCUAGGUUGAUCAGUGCUGGCUGACAAGCUUUUUACCCCCUGACUUUAGACAGGCUUGGCAUGAUCACCACCUACCGCCAAUGACAAUAAUAAAGCUUAUCUUACUCAGUCUCUGCCUCAUGAGUGUUGGAGAGGGAGCCUGAGGGACCCAGAGCCUGGGGUCACAUCAAGAGUGAGGGAGUAAGGAUAACUUCAGUGAGGUUAACAUCCAUCCUAAUGCACUCACCCAGUCACUUCUAUAUAAAAAUUCAAAUAUUGUAAGAAAACUUGUGGGCUGGUGAGAUGACUCAGUGGCUAAGAGAACUGACUGCCCUUCCAAAGGUCCUGAGUUCAAAUCCCAGCAACCACACUGUGGUUCACAACCACCAUUAAUGAGAUUUGAUACCCUCUUCUGGUGUGUCUGAAGACAGCUACAGUGUACUUAUAUAUAAUAAUAAAUACAUUUUUGGGCCGGAGCAAGCAAAGUCUGAGCAAGCAGGGUUGACCAGAGCGAGCAGAGGUCCUAAAAUUCAAUUUCCAACAACCACAUGAAGGUUCAUGUGUAUAGCUACUGUGUACUCAUCUGUACAGCUACAGUGUACUCACAUACAUAAAAUAAAUAAAUCUUUAAGAAAACUUGUUAUACAUACUUGAACACUUUUUUCCUCAGGACAGACCCAUAGCUUUCAUGAGAUUUUCUAAAAGGUUCUUUACCCCAAAAGAGCUAGCUUUAAGACAACUGUGAGGUCCUAGUGGUACAAGCCUGUAAUCACAAGUUCAAGGCCAGUGUAAGCAAUUUAUCUGGACUUUGUCCUUAAAAAAAGUUUUAUUUUUUAAUAAAAAAGAAAUGGCUGUUGUGAU
This is a messenger RNA of Mus caroli (Ryukyu mouse), 2766 nucleotides long. It is a transcript of the gene Cpne9, whose product is annotated as copine family member 9. The record is from RefSeq and is a predicted model, not a curated record. Gene Ontology annotation, cellular component: plasma membrane. Gene Ontology annotation, biological process: cellular response to calcium ion. Gene Ontology annotation, molecular function: calcium-dependent phospholipid binding. Lineage: Eukaryota; Metazoa; Chordata; Mammalia; Rodentia; Muridae.